Molecule: messenger RNA, 1442 nt
Organism: Aaosphaeria arxii CBS 175.79
Lineage: Eukaryota; Fungi; Ascomycota; Dothideomycetes; Pleosporales
Exons: 3
Coding region: 362-1147 (261 amino acids)
Source: RefSeq, a predicted model, not a curated record
UACAAACAUCGUACCCUAUUCCCUAUUCCCCUGCUCUUCCUCUCCUCUCUCUCUUCCUUCAUCAUUCAAGGAAUAUCUAAUUCUUCAAUUCUUCACACGCUCUCUCUUCCAUCUUAUCCUACCUCUUCUAUUACCAAAACCUUCCGUUGGUGUCGCAAUCGUGUCCUUUCCGCACGUCGCCCCCGCCCACACCAAAAUCCCCACAUUUCCCUGAUCCCAGGACCCUGUAUUUCCUUCCUUGUAAUUCCAUACUCGACUUUCCCUUCCAGCGUCAUCCUAGGCUUCCUUUCCUUUCCUCUCUCAACCCUAUCUCUAUCGACCUGACAACCCCGUACUCGUCGCAUCGCAUCUCAUCGCAACAAUGCGCUUCUCAACUAUCGCCCUCGCUCUCCCCGCCGUCGCGCUUGCACAGAACCAGGUCCCGCUUGCGGAGCAGGCAAAGGGCUGGUUCAACAAGCUCACCAACGCCGUUUCUUCCGCUGCGCCCGCCGCCCCCUCAAACCCCAUCCAGGCCGGAGCUGCAAAGGUCGCCGACAGCGUCCAGCAUGAAUUGACCUUGGAGAACUGGAAGCAGGUCGUCACUGCCGAUCCCACCGUGAGCGCACCGGCGACCCAGGACUGGCUCAUCUACAUCAACGGCGGAAACGCAACUUGCUACGGCUUCUGUGGAAACACCACCAAGGCAUGGAACGAAUCUGUUGCUCUCAUCUCCGCGAAGCCAAACCCACCCAAGUUCGGUAUUGUCGAUUGCGAUGCUGAGCCCAUCCUCUGCAACUCGUGGUCCGUUGGUCCCCCUUCGCUCUACUACUUCAACAUCCCCAAGCCGCUCGCGGACCAGUCUGCUCCUGCCGUUACUGCUCGCUUCAUCCCCUUGAACCGCACUUCCACCACCGUCGAUACCAUCAAGAAGCUUGUCCUCGACAAGGAGUACGAGCAGGUUACCCCAUAUGAGGGCGCCUGGCACCCAUUCAACGGCCAGCUCGCCGAGUUUGGCCUUGCUACCCCCGUUGCUUACGCCCUCUGGGGAUUCUCCAAGAUGCCAUCCUGGUUGCCCAUGAUCAUGAUCUCCUUCCUCAGCAGGACUUUCAUGAACAAGCGCAUGGCUGCACCCAACGCAGGACAGGCUCGCGCCGCGCCCGCCCAGUAAAUGCACGACACCUCAUUUGACAAACAGCCCGCCCUAUCAUGACCAUGUGUGAUCAGGCCUCGCGGGCUCUUCGCCCAAUUUCUCUAUUCAUAUAGAUCUAUUUCCUAGGGCCUGGUUUGGAAGGAUUUGUAGCUAAUUGUAAUUGGACAACGGUGGUUAUGUAUCACGGUCGAACUUGGAGGAGGUGGUGACUUCCACGCCGGAAGUUGUGGACGAAAAACGGAGGGAAACAUGUAUCGGAGAGCUCCUGAUUUAUCCUUAAGAUACCAACGAUCACUGAAAUCUACCCAUUUUU